UGUCAGCGAGCGCUGCAGGUUGAUCGCCGCGGCUGCAGAUGAGCGGAGCCCGCGCGGGCGGGGGGGCGGCCGGGGCAGCGCCGCCGGGGCCGGGUCGGCGGCCGGCGCACUAUGCGAGGCCGGGAGGAUGGCGGUGGAAGCUAUCCAUUGCAAUCUGAAUCCAAAUGGUAUUGAUCACCCUGUCCCCACAGAAGGUAUUAACCUGCAGCUUGAAGGCGAAAGAGUUGAUUCGCUCGCGGUUAAGAACACUGGUACUCCGAAAGGGCCCGAGUCAAAAGACACCCCCAAGAGACAAGUGGAGCCGGAAAUAUCUAAGUCUGGGACCGUGAAGCUGACUAAGCCUGUGGCGUUAUGGACCCAGCAGGAUGUCUGCAAAUGGCUGAAGAAACAUUGCCCUAAUCAGUAUCAAAUCUACAGUGAGUCAUUCAAACAGCAUGACAUAACUGGCCGUGCUUUGCUGAGACUUACUGACAAAAAGCUUGAACGAAUGGGCAUUGCCCAGGAAAGCCUGCGACAGCACAUUCUGCAGCAAGUCCUUCAGCUGAAGGUGAGAGAAGAAGUCCGAAACCUCCAGCUGCUUACACAAGCCCCAGCAGAGAGCUCUCCGUAAACAUUUCCAGCCUCUAAAGCUGCUGUCCUGCCACUUGAUAUGAAAGUGAAUUUUCCUUCAUGAAAAAAACACAAUUAAUGGCGCUGCCAGAAGAUGACCAUGGAGGAUUGAAGACAAACUUGAAGUAAAAUCAGCCCACUCAGCUGAUACAUUCUGGGGAGACCUGGUUUGCUGUGGAGUAAAUAUGUGGUGCAAAAUAUCCAAAAUAUCUAAUUUGUUGAAAACAGUCACUGAUAGACCUUUAGCUGGAAAAUUUCUUCCAGUCUUCAUCACUGUGCAUAACUUUUGAGUUCCCUUUAGGGGACUGUCUAUGCCCUUCACUAGAAGUCCUGUUAUAGCAUGGCAACUACUGGAUUCUUUUAUUAUGUAUGCAGAUGGCAUGAUGUUUUAGGAAAAACUUACAACAAUUCUCCAAUCUCAGUGGAUAUGUUCACAAUAUUACACCCUGAUAGGAAUGUAAACGUCUUGUAUGUGUUAGUUUUGCAGUCUAAUGGUAUUCUGUUAAACAAUAUCAGCACUUCAUAUGUGCUUUUCUCACAGAAGUAGCACAGUCCAUAUAUAUAUAAUGGUCCUUUUUUAAAAUACUGAGGAUAUGUUUCAGUGUUUGUGCUGAGACUGCAUCCAAACUGAAGCCCAGUACUAGCAUCCCUUCACUGAUUCACAGUAGGUUGUGUAGAUAGAUUUGCACGUGGCAGAGAUGUGACUUCUUUUUUCAUGACUUAAGAGAACAGCUGUCACAGAGGUAGCCAAGAGCAGGGUAUACUCUGUGUCUGCUCUCCCUCUCACCCACCAAAUGUCAAAGGGUCCUGUUUCUGGUGUGCCAGUGUGUUUUCUAACUCAGCGAGGGAGAGGCAAGGGAGAGAGCCUUUCUCAGACAUGUAUGUGACCCUGGGUUUGGUCUGCAAUAAAACCAGAGUAAACUGGAA
Messenger RNA from Taeniopygia guttata (zebra finch), 1536 nucleotides. RefSeq names its product sterile alpha motif domain containing 12 (gene SAMD12). Gene Ontology annotation, biological process: cell surface receptor protein tyrosine kinase signaling pathway. The record is from RefSeq and is marked provisional. Gene Ontology annotation, molecular function: protein binding. Lineage: Eukaryota; Metazoa; Chordata; Aves; Passeriformes; Estrildidae. Gene Ontology annotation, cellular component: cytoplasmic side of plasma membrane.